Molecule: messenger RNA, 12018 nt
Organism: Zootoca vivipara (common lizard)
Lineage: Eukaryota; Metazoa; Chordata; Lepidosauria; Squamata; Lacertidae
Gene: LRBA
Product: LPS responsive beige-like anchor protein
Biological process (GO): intracellular protein localization
Cellular component (GO): membrane; cytosol
Molecular function (GO): protein kinase binding
Source: RefSeq, a predicted model, not a curated record
CGCUCGCCCGGCAACACUCCCGGGGCUCGGCUCAGCGCUGUCAUGGCGGCAGAGAGUAGCAGCAGCAGCAGCCGCCGCCGUAGCAACUGCUAAGGCAGGCAGGAAGCGAUGGAGGAGCUCAUCGCGGCGUCGGCGGAGUGAAGGAGCUGCACAGGAAACUUCAAGCUGCUUGCCUGAGGUCGAAGUUCUUUCCCCUGCCCUCUUCCCUACCCCGGGCAGGUAGAAGCCAGGCUGUUGGUGGGGAAGCACCGGAGACACCUCCCGCCCCUGGCUGGAGCUGCCUGGUGUCGGGAGAGCCUCGUCCCUCCCUGCCGGCCCCGUCCGCGGCAGAGGCGAGGAGCUGCAGGGCUGGUUUUCAGAUUAAAGAGGCUGCUGUCCUUGUGCCGAGGAAAGGAAAACAAGAUUAUCUUAGCGCUCAGAAACUGGACCUGAGGCUACGGAUUGAACUCUUUUAUUUCUGGGUUGCUGGCUUGCUAUGGCGAGUGAAGACAAACGGGUUUCUUCUCCUCAGCCAACAGGUGAUGAUGGAGGAGGGGGAGGUGGUGGUACCGGAGGAGGAAAAGAAGGAAAUGCGGCCGAAAUGGAGAGCAAGCUGCAGCCUUUGAAUCCAGGAAUCCCUAUUCGUGGUAUCAGGAUGAAAUUUGCUGUUCUGGCAGGACUGGUAGAAGUCGGAGAAGUAUCCAACAGGGAUAUUGUGGAAACUGUGUUUAAUCUGCUUGUAGGAGGUCCCUUUGAUCUGGAAAUGAACUUUAUUAUACAAGAUGGAGAGAGUAUUACUUGCAUGGUGGACUUGUUGGAUAAAUGUGAAGUCACUUGCCAGGCUGAGGUAUGGAGCAUGUUUACAGCCAUCUUGAAGAAAAGUAUACGAAAUCUCCAAAUUUGCACAGAAGUGGGUCUUGUUGAGCAUGUGCUCCAGAGGAUUGAUAAAGCUGACAAUAUGAUUGCAGAUCUCCUAGUUGAUAUGCUGGGAGUAUUAGCAAGCUACAGUGUGACAGUUCGGGAGUUAAAGCUGUACUUCAGCAAACUUCAGGGAGACAAAGGAAAAUGGCCACCACAUGCUGGAAAGCUGUUGUCUGUGUUAAAGCACAUGCCUCAGAAGUAUGGUCCUGAUGCCUUCUUCAACUUUCCAGGAAAAAGUGCUGCAGCUAUUGCCUUACCUCCUAUAGCCAAAUGGCCCUACCAGAAUGGAUUUACUUUUCAUACUUGGUUAAGAAUGGAUCCUGUAAAUAAUAUCAAUGUAGACAAGGAUAAGCCUUACUUAUAUUGUUUUCGAACAAGCAAAGGACUCGGGUAUUCUGCUCAUUUCGUUGGAGGCUGUUUGGUUGUGACCUCAAUUAAAUCAAAAGGAAAAGGCUUCCAGCACUGUGUGAAAUUUGAUUUCAAGCCGCAAAAGUGGUACAUGGUUACUAUAGUGCAUAUCUAUAACCGUUGGAAGAACAGUGAACUCAGAUGUUAUGUGAAUGGGGAACUUGCAUCUUAUGGAGAGAUAACAUGGUUUGUCAAUACCAGUGACACAUUUGAUAAAUGUUUCCUGGGUUCUUCAGAAACAGCAGAUGCCAAUCGAGUGUUUUGUGGCCAGAUGACAGCUGUCUAUCUUUUCAGUGAGGCUCUCAAUGCUGCUCAGAUUUUUGCUAUUUAUCAGCUUGGUCUUGGAUACAAGGGAACUUUUAAAUUCAAGGGAGAAAGUGAUCUUUUCCUUGCUGACCAUCACAAACUGUUACUGUAUGACGGGAAGCUUUCUAAUUGUAUUGCCUUUACGUACAAUCCAAGGGCUACAGAUGCACAGCUCUGCCUAGAAUCAUCACCCAAGGAUAACCCUUCCAUCUUUGUACAUUCACCACAUGCCCUCAUGCUUCAGGAUGUAAAAGCAGUCAUAACCCAUUCAAUCCAAAGUGCAAUGCAUUCAAUUGGAGGAGUGCAGGUGCUUUUUCCUCUGUUUGCACAGCUGGACUAUAGGCAAUAUUCACUGGAUCAACCUGACACAACUGUUUGUUCCAUUCUGUUGGCUUUCAUCAUGGAGUUGCUGAAGAACUCAAUUGCUAUGCAAGAACAAAUGCUUUCUUGUAAGGGCUUCCUUGUAAUAGGAUACAGUCUUGAAAAGUCUUCCAAAGCACACAUUAGCAGAGCUGUUCUUGAACUUUGUCUUGCCUUUGCUAAGUAUCUGAGCAAUUUGCACAAUGGUGUGCCCUUGCUGAAGCAGCUGUGUGAUCAUAUUCUCCUUAACCCUGCAAUAUGGAUUCAUACUCCAGCCAAGGUUCAGUUGAUCCUGUACACUUACUUAUCUACCGAAUUCAUUGGCACAGCCAAUAUAUACAAUGCAAUUCGACGAGUAGGAACAGUUCUACUGGCUAUGCACACAUUGAAGUACUACUACUGGGUGGUGAAUCCUCAAGAUCGCAGUGGAAUUAUUCCAAAAGGUUUAGAUGGACCACGACCUAAUCAGAAAGAAAUUUUUUCCUUGAGAGCCUUUUUGCUGAUGUUCGUUAAGCAGUUAGUAAUGAAGGAUCAUGGCGUGAAAGAAGAUGAACUACAGGGCAUCCUCAACUAUCUCCUCACCAUGCAUGAGGAUGACAAUUUAAUGGAUGUCCUACAGCUGCUUGUUGCCCUUAUGUCAGAGCACCCCAGCUCUAUGAUCCCGGCCUUUGAUCAGAGGAAUGGAUUACGCGUUGUCUAUAAACUUCUUGCUUCGAAAAGUGAAGGGAUCCGGGUACAAGCUCUGAAAGUCUUGGGAUACUUCUUAAAGCAUCUGGCACCCAAGAGAAAAGCUGAAAUCAUGCUUGGACAUGGGCUCUUCUCUCUACUGGCUGAGAGGCUCACCCUUCAAACAAGCUUAAUAACCAUGACCACAUAUAAUGUGCUAUUUGAGAUACUUAUUGAGCAGAUUUGUACUCAAGUGAUACGUAAGCAGCAUCCUGACCCAGAUUCAACAGUGAAAAUACAAAAUCCUCAGGUCCUCAAGGUUAUUGCAACCUUACUGCGUAACUCUCCGCAGAGUCCAGAAACUCUGGAAGUCCAUAGAGUCUUCCUCUCAGAUAUGAUAAAGCUUUUUAAUAGCAGCAGAGAUAAUAGGAGGAGUUUACUACAGUGCUCUGUGUGGCAGGAAUGGAUGCUUUCACUUUGCUAUUUCAAUCCCAAAAACGCUGAUGAGCAGAAGAUAACUGAAAUGGUGUAUGCCAUUUUUCGAAUUUUACUUUACCAUGCAGUCAAAUAUGAAUGGGGUGGCUGGCGUGUUUGGGUAGAUACGCUAGCAAUCACACACUCAAAGGUAACUUUUGAAAUACACAAGGAGAGCCUUUCUCAAAUGUUCAGGGAAUAUCAAGAAAAAGGAGAUGAAGACUCUGGUGCUGGUCCAUCAACUCUAAUUAGAAGUAUCUCGGGGACCAGCAGGGAGGCUGAAGUUACAGGAAAGCAGCAGCAUCUGGAAAUAAAAGAAGCUGGUACUUCUGCAAAUGAUGUUGGGAAUGGUAAUGCAGAAAACACUACUCUGAACGCUGAAGGUAGACCACCUGAUUUUGAAUUUAAAGCUAACUCAGAAAUGAACAAAAAAAAGCAAACAGAAGGAGAAAAUGGUUGGAGAACCCCUGAUCUAAGUAAAGCACCUUGCUUAGAACUUCCCCUAAAGGCUGAAGCAAUAAAGCAAGAUUCAGAAGCUGCUUCUGAAACCAUUGAAGCAAAUCAUGAGGAAGAUACAGUAGCUGCCAUUGCACAAACCCCUUCACAAAAUGUUGAAGGAGACACACUUGAAAGCCCAGAAAUAUUAGAAAAACUAACACCAGAAGUGGAGGAGGAAGAGGAAGAAGAUUUUGUUGAUUUAAAAGAGGAAAGCAGCCUACCUUUUACCUCAGAGGAAUGUGCUCCUAAACUCAGUGAAGAUCCUACCUUGUCUGAAAGCCAGGUAACACCAGCAAUACAGCAGAAUAAUGCUACACGGGAAGAACCAGUUUCAGUUGCUUUAGAACCCAAAGUUGCUGAUGCAUCUGUGGAAACGGGACAAGAGUCAGAUGCUUUGCCAGAAACCAGUGCUUCUGAAAUUAGUGAUACGAGAGCUCAACCAAAUGCAGAUAUUACAGAGAAGACAGAUGAAGACAAUACUGAUAACCUUCAAACCAAAACAACGGUAGAUGAUAUGCAGCCACAUAUUUCAGAAACGGUGGUGGUUUCAGACAAGAAAAUAGCAAAGCUUGACGUUUCCAGCGUGGCCUCAGAUACUGAAAGAUUAGAGUUAAAGUCCAGUGUCAGCCUGGAAGUAAAUCAACCUCUUCAUUCCCUCCCUGAGACAUCGAGACAGCAAGAUGCAUCAGUCCAAGGCACAGGAGCUGUCUCUGAUGGACAGAGAAGGGAUUCUAGGUCUACCAUGUUUCGUAUUCCUGAGUUCCGAUGGUCACAAAUGCAUCAACGCUUACUCACAGACCUACUGUUUUCAAUAGAAACAGAUGUACAGAUGUGGAGAAGCCACUCUGCCAAGACUGUGAUGGACUUCGUCAAUAGCAGUGAUAAUGUCAUCUUUGUACAUAACACAAUUCAUCUCAUCUCUCAAGUGAUGGAUAAUAUGAUUAUGGCUUGUGGUGGCAUAUUACCUUUGCUUUCUGCUGCUACAUCGGCUACCCAUGAAUUGGAAAACAUUGAGCCAACUCAAGGACUAUCCAUAGAAGCUUCUGUAGCAUUCCUCCAAAGAUUAAUUAGCCUUGUGGAUGUGUUAAUAUUCGCAAGCUCCCUUGGAUUUACGGAAAUUGAGUCAGAGAAAAAUAUGUCAUCGGGUGGAAUUUUACGACAGUGUCUUCGGCUUGUGUGUGCUGUGGCAGUCAGAAAUUGCUUGGAAUGUCAGCAGCAACAGGCACUAAUGAAGCCUAGUGGAGAAAAUGUUAAGUGUCAGAAAACAGUACAAAGCCUGAUAGCAGCAGGAAGGUCUGGAGCAAAGAGCCCAGUUGAUAUUGUGACUGGAGGAAUUUCUCCAAUAAGGGAUAUUGACAGACUCCUACAGGAUAUGGAUAUUAACCGACUGCGAGCAGUGGUAUUCAGAGAUAUAGAGGACAGCAAACAGGCACAAUUCUUGGCUUUGGCAGUAGUAUAUUUCAUCUCUGUCCUCAUGGUAUCGAAAUAUAGAGACAUAUUGGAACCUCAGGAUGAACGUAGGAGGCCUCAGUCUGUUCAGUCGCUCAAGCCUGCAACAACAGAUGCAGAAAACCCAUCUGCAGCUACUACCGCUGUGGCUCCCCUACCUGCCGAGGAGUUGGAAAGAGUUGCGUCUGUGCAAAGAAGAGAUUCAGGUAUUGAGGAGGAAGCACAUUCCGGAUUAGACCGCAGUUCUGAAGCUGCUACAGAAGCAGAAAUACAAAGUGUCAUUGCAGGCCCAGAUGCAAUCAGUGAAGUACUGUGUACGCUUUCUUCAGAAGUCAAUAAAUCUCAAGAAAGCAGAAGCGAAGUGCAGACUGAGAUGGACACUAAAACUGCAUCCUCUGUGCAAACGGCAAAAAAUGUCAAUGUGAAAGAUAUCCUAAGAAGUUUGGUCAGUGCUCCUGCAGAUGGGGCCACACUUGACCCGGCAGUUCUUCCACCGGCUUUUCUUGGAGUCCUUGGGGAUGGUGCUGCCGAACAGCCUGUACAGUUUCGAUCCUUUGACAGGAGUGUUGUCGUGGCACCAAAGAAGUCACUGGCUGCCUCUACAUCCACUAUAAAUUUGCCCACAAAUGCUGUCAGUGUGGUUUCUUCUUUGGAUUCUGCCCAAGCUCCAGAUGCAAUGGGAGGUUCUCCUGGCAGCGGAUCAUCAAAUUCAAGAUUACCAUCUGUUCCUACAGUUUCUUCUGUGCCUGAGGAUUCUGCUUCAAACAUGAGCAUUACAGAAAGGCUUGAGCAUGCUUUGGAAAAGGCUGCCCCUCUUCUGAGAGAGAUAUUUGUGGAUUUUGCUCCUUUCCUGUCACGUACUCUUUUGGGUAGCCAUGGGCAAGAGCUACUGAUAGAAGGUACAAGUUUGGUGUGCAUGAAAUCUAGUAGUUCUGUUGUGGAGCUGGUCAUGCUACUUUGUUCUCAGGAGUGGCAGAACUCAAUACAGAAGAAUGCUGGGCUAGCUUUCAUUGAGCUUGUCAACGAAGGAAGAUUGCUGAGCCAAACCAUGAAGGAUCAUCUGGUGAGAGUUGCAAAUGAAGCAGAAUUUAUCUUGAGCAGACAAAGAGCUGAAGAUAUUCACAGGCAUGCUGAAUUUGAGUCAUUGUCGGCCCAGUAUUCUGCAGAUAAGCGAGAGGAUGAGAAGAUGUGUGAUCAUUUGAUAAGGGCGGCCAAGUAUCGAGAUCAUGUGACAGCAACUCAGCUAAUACAGAAAAUCAUCAACAUUCUGAUGGAUAAGCAUGGAGCCUGGGGCAAUUCUGCACCAAGUCGUCCUCGUGAGUUCUGGCGCCUUGACUACUGGGAAGAUGACUUGCGGCGCCGGCGACGAUUUGUGCGUAACCCCCUUGGAUCGACACAUCCUGAAGCGACGUUAAAAACAGCCAAAGACCAUGCUCCAGAUGAAGAUGUACUUGUUAAAGGAAAGCAGUCCAUCAAGAGUCAGGCUUUAGGAAAUCAGAACUCUGAGAGCGAAAUUCUCCUGGAAGGCGACGAUGAUACCUUGUCAUCCAUCGAAGAGAAGGAACUGGAGAACUUAACUGGUCCUGUUAGUCUCUCUACACCAGCUCAGCUUGUGGCCCCUUGUGCAGUAGUGAAGGGCACACUUUCCAUCACCGCCUCUGAACUGUAUUUUGAGGUAGAUGAAGAAGAGCCGAGUUUUAAGAAAAUUGACCCCAAGAUACUUGCUUAUACAGAAGGCCUCCAUGGGAAAUGGCUGUUCUCAGAGAUUCGAUCAGUCUUUUCUCGGCGGUAUCUCUUGCAAAGCACAGCACUGGAAAUCUUUAUGGCAAACAGAGUUGCUGUCAUGUUCAACUUUCCAGAUCCUGCUACAGUAAAGAAAGUGGUUAAUUGUCUACCUCGUGUUGGGAUUGGUACUAGUUUUGGAUUGCCCCAAACUAGGCGCAUUUCUAUGGCCAGUCCGCGUCAGAUUUUUAAAGCAUCAAAUAUGACCCAGCGAUGGCAGCACAGAGAAAUUUCAAAUUUUGAAUAUCUCAUGUUUCUAAACACUAUAGCAGGGCGUACUUACAAUGAUUUAAACCAGUACCCGGUAUUUCCUUGGGUUAUCACUAACUAUGAAUCAGAAGAACUGGACCUUACGCUUCCAAGCAACUUCAGAGAUUUGUCAAAGCCUAUUGGGGCUCUGAAUCCCAAAAGAGCUGCAUUCUUUGCAGACCGCCAUGAAACAUGGGAAGACGAUCAAGUUCCAAAGUUUCAUUAUGGCACUCACUAUUCAACAGCAAGUUUUACACUCACCUGGUUGUUAAGAAUGGAGCCUUUUACAACAUUUUUCCUAAACUUGCAAGGGGGCAAAUUUGAUCAUGCAGAUAGAACUUUUUCAUCAAUUUCAAGGGCAUGGCGCAAUAGUCAACGGGACACCUCUGAUAUCAAGGAGCUGGUUCCUGAAUUUUAUUAUCUCCCUGAGAUGUUUGUCAACUACAAUAAUUACAAUCUUGGAGUGAUGGAUGAUGGAACAGUAGUGUCUGAUGUUGAACUUCCACCAUGGGCCAAAACCCCAGAAGAAUUUGUUCGCAUAAAUAGAUUGGCCUUGGAGAGCGAAUUUGUUUCCUGCCAGCUCCACCAGUGGAUUGAUCUGAUUUUUGGCUACAAACAGCAAGGGCCUGAGGCUGUCAGAUCUCUAAAUGUGUUCUACUAUUUGACCUAUGAAGGAGCUGUCAAUCUCAAUUCAAUAACUGACCCAGUAUUGAGAGAGGCUGUUGAAGCUCAAAUCCGAAGUUUUGGACAGACUCCUUCCCAACUGCUCAUAGAGCCACAUCCUCCAAGAAGCUCUGCCAUGCAGGUGUAUCUCCUCCUGCAGAGUCCAUUGAUGUUCACAGACCAAGCCCAGCAAGAUGUCAUCAUGGUCCUGAAAUUUCCAUCAAACUCCCCUGUAACGCAUGUAGCAGCCAACACCCAGCCUGGUUUGGCAAAUCCUGCUGUGAUUACCGUCACUGCUAAUCGACUGUUUGCUGUGAAUAAGUGGCACAACCUUCCUGCUCAUCAAGGUGCCGUACAGGACCAGCCAUACCAGCUGCCAGUGGAAAUCGAUCCUCUCAUAGCCAGCAAUACGGGUAUGCACAAGAGACAAAUUACGGAUCUCCUAGAUCAAAGUAUUCAAGUCCAUUCCCAGUGUUUUGUCAUCACUUCUGAUAAUCGCUACAUCCUGGUCUGUGGUUUUUGGGACAAAAGUUUCAGGGUGUACUCUACAGAUACAGGGAAACUGAUGCAAGUAGUGUUUGGACACUGGGAUGUUGUCACCUGUCUUUCUCGCUCCGAAUCCUACAUUGGAGGAAACUGUUACAUUCUCUCAGGGUCUCGUGAUGCAACGUUGCUACUGUGGUACUGGAAUGGCAAAACCAAUUGCAUUGGUGAUAGCCCAAGUGGUGAAUUUUCCACUCCUCGAGCAAUCUUGACAGGACACGACUAUGAGAUUACCUGCGCUUCAAUUUGUGCUGAACUCGGCCUGGUAAUAAGUGGUUCUAAAGAAGGACCAUGUCUCAUACAUUCUAUGAAUGGAGAUCUACUGAGGGCGUUAGAAGCACCUGAAAACUGUGUGAAAGCAAAGCUUAUCCAGGCAUCAAGAGAGGGUCACUGUGUCAUAUACUAUGACAAUGGUCACUUCUGCGUAUUCAGUGUGAAUGGGAAACUGCAAGCGACGAUGGAAACUGAUGAUAAUAUAAGGGCAAUUCAACUGAGCCGGGAUGGACAGUACCUCCUUACGGGAGGCGACAAUGGGGUGGUUAUGGUGUGGCAAGUGUGUGACCUCAAGCAACUUUUUGCCUAUCCUGGUUGUGAUGCUGGAAUCCGAUCCAUGGCUCUUUCCUAUGACCAAAGGUGUAUAAUGACAGGCAUGGCUUCUGGCAGCAUAGUACUUUUCUACAAUGAUUUCAACAGGUGGCAUCAUGAAUAUCAAACUAGGUACUGAUGUUGAAACUUGCUGGAUGGCAUAGGUAGGACUACUGCUAAAAGCAUAGGAGUCUUGCUUGGGUAGCCUCCGUUCUUAUAAAUAAUUAAUAUAACAUCUGAAUGUAACUUAAAAUUUGCUGGGAGACGCUAUUUUUUAAAGCUAAUUGCUAUUUUUGUAGACUUUGCUUGACUUUUUUGUGGGGGAAGGGAAAAGAAGCAGAAAAUGGCUGCUGGGGUUCUGUAGCUUAAAAAGAAAAUCUAUAUUUUUAGUCAUAGUAAGUCUAUUUUGAUCCAUGUAUGGGGGGGGGGAGAGACCUAAUUAAGAUGGCUUAAAUUCUUGUACUAGCUAUAUUAUGAAACAUGUUUCUCAUGUAAAUCUUUAUAAUAUUGAGGAAUAUUUGAUUAACAAUGGAAGCUGGUUAUAGGUUAUAAUACUGGUGUUUUAAACUGGGCUAACCCACACCACAUUUUGUCUCUUGUACCUUUCCAAUGAAUUAUACUAUUUCAAGCACUGAAUUUCUGGGAAUCGAGAAUAUUUAAAUUAUGAUAAAUGUAAUUUUGUUUCCAUCAAUGAUCAAGCAUGCUUCUAAGUUUGGAGAAUUAGUUUUUUGAAUUUUUUUUAAAGUUUGCUGUUUUUUGUUGUGCAGUUGAAAAAGAAAUCAGCAAUAGAGUUGUUAUAUGAAAAUGCAAGUCUAUACGUUUUCCUCCUCCCCUUCCUUUUAAUGCAUAUCCAAAAUGUGGAUUGUUCCUCAAAACUGAGGUAUCCUCUAUUAGCAAACUGCAUAACUUUUAAAAUCAUGUGGAGAUCUAAAGUACACCUGCUAGCUGCCUAUAAGCAUUACUAGGCUGCAAGUAGAAGAUAAUUAAUUUCAGCUCUGCCUACAGAAUCUCUAGUGGCAAGAGCUUUAAUUUCCAUUUUAACAUGGCUUGUGAGAGCAGUGUAGCACAAGCUAUACCCAACACCAUUUAUGAAAAUGAGGCAUGUUUUAAUCAUGUUGAAAACCACAGAAUAGCCCCCGCCUCUUAGGUAAUGAAUUUCAAAUUUAUACUAAGGAACAAUGUUAUUUUGGUGUUGCAUAAAUUCUACUUUUUCUACAAGAUUGCUGUGCAGAAUUCUGUGAAAAUAUUUGUGAAAGGAUUGUAUUGUUUUGUAGGUCUGUAUUGCAUAAAUUACUUUGUACAUUGUGCUUUAUUAAGAUUUGAAACUUACAUUCCAUAUCUAUAUUGGUAUAUAAUUUUCUUCAGCUGCUAACUUGAAGCAGUUCACAUUGUUUUCCCCUCUAGCAUUCAACUACUCUCCCUUUAAGGUAAAAGAUCUGAAAGGGGAAACUCAGUUUAGAAAAUAAUAAUAAAAAAAGGCAUUUGUAAUUUAUGUGUAAUGAAUCCUUUUCUUGCUAAGAAAAAAACUCAGAUAAGUGUUUUCAGUUCUAUGAAGAAAGUCUUUAUAUAUAUAUAUAUAUAUAUAUAAUUUGCUACGGUAGUACUCACAUAAAAUUUCGUAAAGCUCCUGGAUGGCUGUAGCAGUGACUUGGAAGUGAUUCACACUGGAUUGGGGCUUUCUCCCAGGUAAGGAUGCAUAUGAUCGCAACCUCAAUCUGAGUGUACAGAAGAAGGCCUAAUUUCAAAGCCUCUAUUCCGAUAAUGUAAAUGGCAUGCAAGACAAAAGGAAAUCAAGUUUAACACACACACAAUCGGCGAGACUUUCUACAUUCUAAAAGAAAAAUUACCAGUGUUCUUUUCAAGAAUGUUUAUUGCAGAUCUUACAGUUCUAAGGUAAAGGCUAAUGGAAAAUAAUUCAGAAUUGUUAAAAAGGAGCAAAUAAGCGUACAUACCAUAUUGAAACAAGCAUGAAGAUAAAAGAUCAUUAAGAUAAAAGAUCCAUCUACCUUGACUGCACAUUUAGCACAACUGCUCCCAAAUAGUUCCAGUUUUCCUGAAGUUAAACAGAGUGGGCUAAUGAAAAAAACAAAAUGGCCAAACUAUUCAGCAUCAUUGGCCAAGUAGAUCAUUGUUUUAGUUGGCUUGCUUUGAAUAUAUGGCUCCAUUUAGGUUAUGCGACAUGCAGCAGUGUUCUAUUCCAGACAAUUUGUGGUAGUGUUAAACAAUGCCAGGAGGGAAUUGGUGCAGAACCAACAACAACGGCUUAAAAAUGCUUUUGUUGACUGCAGUCUUCAUACCAAAAAAUAAUGGGAGAAAAAUGAUUUUGUCCCAUGAUUGAGUUACUUUUGUAUUCAAUGCCACACAGUUUAAGUUCAUGUUUUCUAAACUUUAGUUUCAAUAUUUUGAAAACAAGUCCCCUUACCCUGCACACAUUCACUCAGGUUGUUUUUCAAUAUUGUACAGAUUGCCCACUAGGACCAGUCUUGCCUUUCCAGAAUAACUCUGGAACUGAACUUCAUAAAGUCAUACAAAUGAAUUACAGCUUCUCAAUUGUUGACCCCUGGCAUUUUUAUUUUUAAUAAAGACCAGAGUUUGGUGGGCAAGGCCUUUUAGUGGUUCUUCCUAUAUAGAAGUUUGUAUAUCAAUAUUUGAUUACCACAAGAGUAGAUCAAUUCAUUCACAUCCCAAAAUGUUUGAAAUUAUAUUUAACACUAUUAUUAUUAUUUUGGAAGGAAAAAAAAGUCCAAAUAUAAUGGUCAAAGUACUAAAAGCUAACGUACAUACUACCUACCUCUCUUUCAGACAGAUGUGAACAAACUACAGUAGUGAGGGCAUGUGAAUAGUAGUUGAUUCCUGACCUAGCAAUGGACUUCAGUAGAAUUUGUCUCAAAAUCCUGCAGUAUCAUCAUGACAUGAUGAGACAGAGUGCGUAGAGAGUUUGAGUGGCUCAGAAGCAGCAGGAAAUAAAGUUUUGAGCCCGACCACAGGAAGAUCACGAGCUGCAGCAUUUAUCAUAGUGGUUUGAUCCACAGCAGCUUGGCCAGAGUCCUGACAGCGCUUGUUGCAGAAAAUCUGUCUUUCUUUAUCUAGAGCUGUGUUCUACAAUACAAGUAAAUGAAGAAAUAAAAUAAAAAA